UACUCACAAACGGUCAGUUGGUCGGACGGCCACCUCGCGUUUCGACCGUCACUAUUUACGUUUUGGAAGUUUUAUUUACUCUCAUUGUUUUUUUCUUGUUCUGCAGCCUAACCCUCAUUUUACAAGUGCUCCUCUCAUCCUCUUUAUAUACCCAGGAUAUACACGUGCUGUUGUCAGUUUCAACUUCCAUGGUUUUCGACGGAAUAUCCUACGAAGGUGCGCAUUGAUAAGAAUAAAGCGAUAUGGGAAUAUCGCGUUGGUCGUGGCUCCCCGUGCUAUUGGUGACAGCAGGCUUGAUCCCGGAGAUCCAUGGUAAAUGUGAGCUGACACCGCUCCAAGGAGAUCGAACGAUCGCCUACGUUUGCGUAAAUGGUAAAUUGGCCGACAUCGGAGAAAUUCCAAGCGACGCGGAAUGGAUCGAGUUCACAGUGUCCCACCUGAGCAAUUUGCCGGCUGAUGCGUUCGCGCGUUUUCCGAAUCUCCGGCGCCUGACGUUUUAUAAUUGUGACUUGAAGGAAUUGAGUCCCGAGGCAUUUCGCGGUUUGAACGAAUUGGAGUGGCUGGUGAUGUCGAACACGAGGAUAAACGCGGUUCGAGCCGCGCAGUUGCGACAUUUGAAAAACCUCCGACGUUUGACCCUCGAUGCAGCGGGGCUCGUGUACAUCGAGCCCGAGGUAUUUCACAGCCUCGGUAAGCUCGAGACCUUGAGCUUGCGCGACAACGAUCUCGACUGUUUACCCAUUGAGGCUCUGGGGGCAUUGAAGAGCUUGAGAACCGUGCAGAUCGCCAAAAAUCCGUGGCUGUGCGACUGUCGAUACUCUCUGGACAAGUUCUUCGCGGAUCGUUUGAUCGAACGCGGCCCCGGGGAGGAGAAUUGUGUCGCGCGAAACGGAACUCACGUGCGAAGAUAUUGGGCGGGCUUCACCCAAGCCAGCAAUUACGAUUGCAUGACUACUCUCGAGUAUCCUGACCUCCCGAAGAUCGGUAUGAACGCACAAGACGUAGAACCCUUCCGGAAGGGACGGUUCGAGUGGCGGGAAGUCGUUGGCACCGGAAUCGAGAGCCUGGACAAAUUGCCCGAGGAGAUCGUUUGGAUCCAACUGUUCAAUGUCCCCAUACCGGUUUUGCCGCGCUACGCUUUCUUCCGUUUCGGAAAUACCCUCCGAAGCAUCGAGCUUACCAACUGCGGCAUCGACAUAAUCGAGCCAGAGACAUUCGCCGGUCUCCACAAACUCGAGAGACUCUCCUUAAUCGGCAACCGUUUCAUCACCGUCGGCCACGGAUGGUUCCGAGAUCUGAGCCGCCUCACCGAUCUCGUUUUACGCAACAACCGAAUUCAAAGAUUCGACGACGACGCGCUCAUUCAUCUCGGCGCUCUCAGACGACUCGACCUCACAGGAAAUCGACUCAGGUGCCUCGAAGAAUACUAUCUUCGCGGUCUCGUAUCCCUCCAAAAACUUCAGGCCACCGAUAAUCCGUGGCUCUGCGAUUGUAGACACGAUUUGGAACGCCGACUCACCAAAAUGAGAAUCGGCUACGAUAUCACCUCGGGCAGGUGCGAUCUUCCUGGCCAGGUCUCCGUCACUCAAAACUAUAACCAGACGUAUUGGAACUGGAGCACGACGACGAGCGGUACAAUACGUUGGAGCUGGGCUUACGAAGUGCGUCGCCCGAGUACCCCGGUAAUAGCGCGUCCGAGUACGCCAUAUGUACCUCCGAGAAUACCGAGUACAACGCCGAGGCCGGUAGCGCGUCCCAGAGGUUGUCAGUUGAUCCGUCAAUCGCUGGGCUAUGGAAAGGAGGGAAAAAUCGAAAGUUGCUUGUGUACAAGAGGUUCGUUGAUGGACCUCGAUGGAAUUCCCGAUGCUAUCGACACGAUUGUUUAUUCCGGUUCAAUAAUACCGACCAUUCACAACGACGCUUUCCGUAAAUUUGGAAGAUUUUUGAAACGUCUCGAAUUACGUGAUUGCGGAAUUCAAAAUAUCGAACGACGAGCAUUUUACAAUUUAAGAAUCCUCGAAACUCUCGUUAUACGAGGCAAUGACCUCGAUUAUAUACAAUCCGAGUGGUUUGAAGAAACCACGAAUCUCAGAAGACUCGAUUUAUCCAGAAAUGGAAUAACUCGUAUUUCGAACGGUGUUUUCGAUAAAUUACCUUAUUUAAUUUCACUGGACGUCUCCGACAAUCGUCUCAAUUGCAUCGGCAUCGAACAUCUCGAGUCUCUUCGAUAUCUCACUGAAUUAGAAAUUUCGGGAAACCCAUGGACUUGCCUGUGCAUCACUAGACUGGUUCAACUCAUGAGAGAACGUUCAAUCACGUGCAAAUGCAAUCCUGAGGCUCUGCUCCAAACCAGUCUAGGGGGUUGGGGCUGCAAUGAGAUGACUCCAAGUACAACAAACCCUGUUGGGGUACCGCAGCCACAUCCGACGACGUCGAGGCCAAUGACAACGAGCACUCAGCCACCAAUGGAGGAACCACCACCGUUCUGGACAAUGAGUGGGUCUUGUUACGAGAGCCACGAACCAACGAAAGAAUUUACCAGAAGCACUUGGUAUCACUGCGCGAAUGGUGACAUUAGUUUGCUCCACAAGAUUCCAAGCUACAUAAAAAAAAUCGAGAUAAUCGAUAGUUACGUGCCGCGCUUAACGCCAAUGACAUUCGCCAGAUUCGAAAAUUUGACGGAGCUCGUGUUGAGAAAUUGCACUCUCCGCGAUAUCGAUGUUCAAGCGUUCGCGGGGCUUCACAAGCUCGAAAAACUAACGCUCCGUGACAAUCGUUUCAGUAUCGUGAAAUACGGCUGGUUCGAGUAUACGAGAAAUCUCGUUUGGCUCGAUAUGAGUGACAAUUAUUUGACGGAAAUUGAAGCUGGAGCUUUUGAGGGUCUCGAUCAACUCGAAUAUUUGAAUCUCGAGGGUAACGAUUUCCAAUGUUUUUACACAAGUUGCCUUCUCAGUUUGCCAAGAUUGAGACAAUUCGAAUUCGCAAGGAAUUCACUCAAGUGGAGAUGCUGGCAGGAGCUCCGACAAUUCCUCCAAAUUCGUGCGAUCGGAUACACCUAUUACGUGUGUCCUCACAACGGUAAAGAUCUCGUGAGAAAUUAUUUGUUGAAAGAUGAGAAACCUACAGUUUCCAGCAGUAGUGCCCGUCACAUCGUUCGUCAUUUUCCCGUCGUCGCUAUACUUUUUAUUAUUCACAGUAUUAGUCCCAACUUUUAUUAUUCCGCUUGAAAGUACUUUCCCUGAAAGUCUUCCCAUCAGGCAUUCGUCCUUGACAUAUUCUCAAGGAUCAUACACAAAUGUUGAUCACUUUUAUUCGUUGACGAAUUCCCCAACCAACGAGGAAUGGAUAAUCAAGCCACCGGAUUAUUUUUAUCAUCUUAUGUAUGCAAUAUCAUAAUUAUUUAAAUAAUUUCUCGUUCGAAACAUUUUUUUAGACUUUCUCUAUUGAGGAGCCACCAAUUAACUGAAACGAACGAAGUUUAUAAAAGAUUCAUUAUGCAAAUGUACGACAAACUUUCGAAGAACGAAAAUAUCUCAGGGGAAUAUUCAAUUGAAUACUUUAUUAGAUUGCGAUCAAUCGGCUAAUCAUUUCACACUGCUCGUUGCCUAUAAUGAAUUCAUGACAAUUUCACAUUUUAAUAACUGUGGAGUGUCAUAACAUUUAAUAAUUAGGAGAUUUUUUAGUACAGUUUAGAAAUUGAAGAGCGUUAACGAUAGAGAUAACUUUGAAUUUUUUAUAUUCCUCAAUAACGUUUUAUUGAAUUGAUACUCAUUUUAAGUAAUUUCUCUGGAUUUAACAGCAAGAGUCACAGAUGCACAUUUAACUUCAACGCUUGAAAUCUAUACAAAAAUGAAUAAUAGGAAAGAUUUAAAAAAUUAGGCGUUCGAAUUCCAAUUUGUUUGUUUUUGCUGCGAUCGAUAAACUGAAAAACUUUAUCCAUUUACAAUGAUACUUCUCCGAAGACGGGCGAGGUUUAUCGUUCAUCAUAGCCCCACAGCAAUGCAAUAUGUAAUGAGAAGGGUCAGUGCGGAGCUUGUGAAUCGUAUAACAGUCGAAUUGAUGCGUGGAAAAGAUUUAAAAUGCUGCAAAUGUUGGUCAGGGUCACGGUAAACUAAGCAAAAUCAAUUAGAAAGAAUAUUCGAGCUAAUUGAGAAUUAGCUCAAAAGUACAAGUACAUCAUUACGUUUUAAUUCGAUAUCUAAUUAAUAAUUAAUUGUAAUAUUUAUUGAAUCAUUUCGAAAAUGGAAUGUACGUCAAUUAGCAAGAGUUCGAAAUUUGAAAAUCGUCAGUAGUUUUAAAACAUAUAAAUAAUAACAUCGAGAUAUUAAUAUAAACAAAUAUUCUAUUUAUUAUUAAUUGUAAUAAAUCUAGACAUAAAUAUUACCAAAAGCUGCCUCAAUUCAAACUAA
Messenger RNA from Venturia canescens, 4409 nucleotides. Its product is annotated as slit homolog 2 protein-like. Gene Ontology annotation, molecular function: protein binding. The coding region runs from base 243 to 3227 and encodes 994 amino acids. The record is from RefSeq and is a predicted model, not a curated record. The transcript has 4 exons. NCBI's taxonomy places the organism in Eukaryota, Metazoa, Arthropoda, Insecta, Hymenoptera, Ichneumonidae.